AUGGCGACAAGUCAAAUGAGGGAACUGUUGCAAUGGGUAGAGAGCAUUGCCGAUCCAUGUACGAACGAAUGGCCGAUGGUGAAGUCGCCACUCAUGCCUCUAUUGGCUACAAUCGCUUAUUUGCACCUAAUACGCAUAGGACAAGUGUUCAUGGACAACAAAAAACCGCUGAAUUUAAAAGGUUUCAUGCUAAUAUACAACGCGUUUCUAGUUGGUCUUUCAACGUUUAUGUUUAUGAAGUUUCUCCUAGCGGCUUGGCCACGACCAGAAUUCAGCUGGUUAUGCCAGAGCGUCGACUAUAGUAGUAACUUACAACCAAUUCGCCUCGCAAGUGCUUGUUGGUGGUUUUAUAUAUCAAAAUAUAUCGAGUUUAUUGAUACGUUUAUUUUUAUACUGAGGAAGAAAAAUGGACAAGUAACAUUUCUUCACUUGUAUCAUCAUGCAACUAUGCCGUUCUUAUGGUGGUUUGUUACGAAGUGGAUCGCUGGAGGUUCAGCAUUUUUUUCUGCAAUGGUAAACUGUUUUGUCCAUAUUAUAAUGUAUACCUACUACACGCUAUCCGCCAUUGGACCAAGUAUGCAACCGUAUCUUUGGUGGAAAAGAUAUCUCACUAAAGUACAAAUGAUACAAUUCGUCACAGUGAUGCUGCACACUGCUUAUGUGAUAUAUUCAAAUUGUGGAUAUCCACGUUGGCCAAUGGCGUUUCUCAUCAUCUACAUGGCGUCACUGUUUAUUCUCUUUGCAAAUUUCUACAGUAAAACUUAUGUCACAAAACAGACAUCUCAUUUGAAGUCAGGAUAGCAGGCUCGCAGUUACAGGCCC
Molecule: messenger RNA, 822 nt
Organism: Saccoglossus kowalevskii
Lineage: Eukaryota; Metazoa; Hemichordata; Enteropneusta; Harrimaniidae
Product: very long chain fatty acid elongase 4-like
Biological process (GO): very long-chain fatty acid biosynthetic process; fatty acid elongation, saturated fatty acid; sphingolipid biosynthetic process
Cellular component (GO): endoplasmic reticulum membrane
Molecular function (GO): fatty acid elongase activity
Source: RefSeq, a predicted model, not a curated record